Peniophora sp. CBMAI 1063 is the source of this 1671-nucleotide messenger RNA. The record is from the annotation of a GenBank genome assembly. NCBI's taxonomy places the organism in Eukaryota, Fungi, Basidiomycota, Agaricomycetes, Russulales, Peniophoraceae.
AUGGCUGCCGACUGGAGAGAGAAUGCACGGCAAUAUUGGCGACCCCUUGUCGACGCACGAUUCUCGGGUCCCUCCGACCCGGCACGUCUCGAUAUGAUGGAUGGCGAGCUCGACGUAUUGCUACGCGAAAUGAGAGUCAGAGCCCUGCGCCUACGGAACAACUCUACUCGGGCGUGUAGCCUACCCACGGAGAUUCUGACCAACAUCUUCUCGGACCUGCGUGAUAUGUGGGCUCCGGAACGCUUGGACUCCUUCCUGUCUGGCUGGAUGGUCGUAACUCAUGUAUGUAGUAAAUGGAGGGAGGUUGCAGUGGGUGCCCCCGGACUUUGGGCAAAACACUCAGAAUUCUUGGGCACGUCCUUGCGCUACCUACCGACGAUACUUGCCCGCUCCAAGAAUCAUCCGCUCGACCUUACCGCGUUGUGGCCAGAACCGCCCGAAAGAAACGACCUGGUCGGCUGGCUCUCACCGCCUAUUUGUUCCCGAGUGAAGCACUUGCACCUAGAGGGGUUUGCAGACGAUGACUGCGAGCAACUACUGCCAGAGAUAUCACCAUACCUCUCGAAGUUACAAACCCUAUAUCUCGAAACCGACUGCCCUUACGACAGGGAUGUUGAACUUCCACACGAACUCUGCAACAUAGUCGCUAUCACCGACCUUACCUUGAAGGGCUUCAGCCUUCCUUGGACUUCCCCGAUCUUUUCGACAAGUAUAACCACGCUCACGAUCCACAUGAGCGGCAAUCCUAUCACCCAGCCGACAUCCGCUUGUUUCGAGGACUUCUGUUCCAGCAUGCCGCUCUUACAAUCACUCAGGCUCGACAAUGUUGUCCCUCUAGAUCACUCAGACGACAUCAUAUACAUGCCGCGGACACUGAGAUACUUCAACUUACGAACAUACACAUCCUCGAACGUCUUACGUUCCCUAAGCAUCCUGCCUCAACUGCGUUUUCCAGACCCUUGCAUGCGAUCCGCGUCAAUCCACGACGAUGAACACCGUGUUGACGAACAUCUACUGGAUACCUGUGAGCCUCUCAAACGCUGUCUUGAGCGUUUCCACCUUUUCGGCAACGAGGCUGAGGAUGGCCCAAUGGAGCUCUAUUACAACUAUGGCCAAAUUCUCGCUAUGCAACGCGAGCAAACCAGUCGUUUUCUGGACUCAGCCCUAUUGCAAACAUGGACUCUUCCACACGACAGUGUUGGAUCGGCAACCGGUGCGCACACGCUCCUCCGCGUCGAUUGUACCUCGUUCGACGACGGCAUUUCAUCGCUCCGUCUCAACGAUCUUCGCGCUAUCACGAUUGCCCCCGAUUCCAGGACAGACUUGGCAUCGCUCAUGCCUCGUUUCGCUUCGCAUGCCUCACGCGUACACCGUGUCGGACUUUGGCUCUCGCGGAGCGCCGCAGUCCUGCAUGCGCUUAUGAAAGUCGAACGUGGGAAAUUCGCGAUAUUCCCUUGUCUCAAGAUCCUAGUGCUUCGGGGUAUACAAUAUGUUGAAUAUGCCAAUGAGGCGACACUCUUCGCCCAGCUGACGGCACUCGUUGCUCUUGUUGAACUCCGAAGAAGUGCGGGUUCGCCGCUCAUGGAGAUUUUCGUGUCGCGGAGCACCGAAUCGUGGGGGGUCUGGGACGCUCUCCGAAGGGACGUCACAAUCUCUUUCUAUGAAUGUUGA